Messenger RNA from Panicum virgatum (switchgrass), 2090 nucleotides. Its product is annotated as indole-2-monooxygenase-like. The coding region runs from base 188 to 1858 and encodes 556 amino acids. The record is from RefSeq and is a predicted model, not a curated record. Lineage: Eukaryota; Viridiplantae; Streptophyta; Magnoliopsida; Poales; Poaceae. Gene Ontology annotation, molecular function: monooxygenase activity; iron ion binding; oxidoreductase activity, acting on paired donors, with incorporation or reduction of molecular oxygen. The transcript is spliced from 2 exons.
AAGACGAUGCCUUCUUCUUGCAUUGCUGCUAUCACCAGUGUCCAGCCUUUGUACCUGCUAGCCAUAAAUAAAGCCAGCUGAGCUGAGCUAGCUCCAUGCCCAUCAGCAGUUAUAUGCAGCAAGACACAAAGCAAAAUUAAUAGCUAGAGAGAUAGCCAGCAGCAGGUAGUAGCAAUUCCAACAAGUCAUGGCUCAAGUGUUGCAGCAGGUGCGCCAUGCCUUCCAUGAGCUGCUGCUGCUGCUGCCACAAGCAUCAGCAGUAGCAGUAUUAGUCUCCAUCCUGCUCAUCAUCAUCCUGAUCGAGAUCGUGCGCCGCCCAUCGACGGCGGCGGCCACCGCAGCAAGAAGAAGAGCCAGCAUCAGAGAAGAGCUGCUGAGCAAGCUGCCUUCGCCUCCCGGCAGGCUCCCCGCCAUCGGCCACCUCCACCUCGUGGGCUCCCUCCCGCACGUCUCCCUCCGCGACCUCGCCGCCCGGCACGGCCGCGACGGCCUCCUGCUCCUCCGCCUCGGCGCCGUCCCGACGCUCAUCGUCUCCUCGCCGCGCGCCGCGCAGGCCGUCCUCCGCACGCACGACCACGUCUUCGCCUCCCGGGCCUCCUCCCCCGUCACCGACAUCCUCUUCUACGGCUCCACGGACGUCGCCUUCGCCCCCUACGGCGAGCACUGGCGUCAGGUGAGGAAGAUCGCCACCACGCACCUGCUCACGGCCAGGAAGGUCCGGUCCUACCGCCGCGCCCGCGAGCACGAGGUGAGGCUGGUGGUGGCCAGGAUCCGCGAGGCGGCGGCCGGCACGGGCGGCGCCGCCGUGGACCUGAGCGAGCUGCUCAACUGCUUCACCAACGACGUGGUGUGCCACGCCGUGUCCGGCAAGUUCUUCAGGGAGGAAGGGCGGAACAGGCUGUUCCGGGAGCUCGUGGAGGCCAACUCGUCGCUCAUCGGCGGCUUCAACGUGGAGGACUACUUCCCGGCGCUGGUGAAGCUGGAGGUGGUGAAGAGGAUGGUGUGCGCCAAGGCCCGGAAGGUGAAGGGGAUGUGGGACGAGCUGCUGGAGAAGCUCAUCGAUGACCAUGCCAGCAGGCUGCCAGCGGCGGAACGCGACGGCGGCGAGGAGAGCAGCGACUUCAUCGAUGUGCUGCUCUCCGUGCAGCAAGAGUACAAGCUCACGAGAGACCACAUCAAGGCGCAAUUGGCGAUCAUGUUCGAAGCUGGCACGGAUACGUCAUUCAUCGUCCUGGAAUACGCAAUGGUUCGGCUGAUGCAAAACCCUGGCCUCAUGGACAAGCUCCAAGCCGAGGUGAGAAGCACUGUAGGCAAAGCACGCAAGGAUAAAGACGACGACGACAUGGUGGUUACCGAGGAUGAGCUCAACGACAACAUCAACAAUCUAGCCUACCUCAAGGCCGUCAUCAAAGAGACGCUCCGACUCCACAUGCCGGCGCCACUCCUGGUGCCGCACCUCUCCAUGGCCGACUGCGACAUCGAGGGCUACACCAUACCGGCGGGGACGCGCGCCAUCGUCAACGGCUGGGCGCUUGCCAGAGACCCAAGCUACUGGGAGAAGGCGGAGGAGUUCAUGCCGGAGCGGUUCAUGGAAGGCGGCAGCGCUGCGGCCAUGGAGUACAAGGGGAACGACUUCCUCUACCUGCCAUUCGGGGCAGGGCGGAGGAUCUGCCCUGGCAUCAACUUUGCGACCUCCACCAUCCUAGUCAUGCUUGCAAACCUUGUGUACCACUUCAACUGGGAGCUGCCACCUGAAUCGGCGGAGAAAGGCAUCGACAUGACCGAGUCAUUCGGGGUCACCGUGCACCGGAAAGAGAAGCUCCUCCUUGUCCCCGUACUGCCUCCAUCAUAUCAUUAGUCCUUUAUUCAUGAGCUGCAUGCGGAUCGAUCAAGGGCUACUCUUAAUUAAACUAGCUUAAUUCCUAUAUAUGAUUAUAUUGUUUGUUUUUGCGAGGACUACCUAUACAUACAUAAUUAUUGUGUAAUAUCGCAAAGUGGAUCGGAUGUGUUGGUAAUCAGUACUGUACUAUGUUUCUAAAUAAAAGAAUAAAAUUGUUGUUAUAAGUUGUACAAGAAAAAAUUUUUAAUUA